Molecule: messenger RNA, 1926 nt
Organism: Microtus oregoni (creeping vole)
Lineage: Eukaryota; Metazoa; Chordata; Mammalia; Rodentia; Cricetidae
Product: butyrophilin subfamily 1 member A1-like
Exons: 8
Coding region: 1-1926 (641 amino acids)
Biological process (GO): T cell receptor signaling pathway; regulation of cytokine production
Cellular component (GO): external side of plasma membrane
Molecular function (GO): signaling receptor binding
Source: RefSeq, a predicted model, not a curated record
AUGGACAAGUGCUGCAAGCAUGCUCUGCUCCGCUGUGUCACCUGCCUGUUUGUCCUUGCACAGCUGCUUACCCGGGCGUCCACAGUGGCCACACCCUACCUGGGGAGCAGAGCUGGGAACACAGCCUUGGAUCUGGCAGUGUGCCAGGGGUGUGAGGAGCUGCAGAGGCCAGGGUUGGCUGAAGCAGGUCCUCUCACGGUGACAUCUGUGUCCACAGAGCAUUUCCGGGUGUUGGGUCCCUCAGACCCCAUCGUGGCUGCUCCAGGUGGGGAAGCCAUACUUCCCUGCUCCCUGUCUCCAGCCAUGAGUGUGGAGAAGAUGGAGCUCAGGUGGUUCCGCUCCAGAUUCUCAGAAGCAGUGUUUGUCUAUCGGGACCAACAAGAGCAGAAGCAAGAGCAGAUGGCUGGGUAUUCAGGACGCACCUCGCUGGUGAAGGACCAGUUCCACCAAGGCAAGGCUGCUGUGCGCAUCGGAAAUGUCCGGGUCUCAGACAGAGGGAUGUAUGUCUGCUUCUUCAGACAGGGUCUCUUCUAUGAAGAGGCCAUCUUGGAGCUGAAGGUGGCAGGGAUGGGCUCUGUCCCUGAAGUGCACAUCAAAGAUACAGAAGAUGGUGCUGUGUGUGUGGUGUGCAGUGCUUCAGGGUGGUACCCGAAGCCCCAGGUGCAGUGGAGAGACUCCAGAGGGGAGAAUCUCCCAGCAUCCUCUGAGACCCACACUGAAGAUGCUGCAGGUCUGUUCAGCAUGGAGAGCACAUUGGUGGUGAGAGACAGGUCCUUGGGGAGUGUGACCUGCUCCACCUUCAACCCCAUCCUGGGCCAGGAGAAGGCCAUGGCCCUGUUCAUCCCAGAGCCCUUCUUCCCUCAGGCUUCUCCCUGGAUGCCAGCUUUCGCUGUGAGCAUGACCAUGAUGGGACUUCUAGUCCUAGGGUCUUGCUGUUUUCUCAGAAGGGAGCAGCGUGCAAGGCUGCAGGUGCAUCAGGAACUGGAGAAUCUGCAGCGUGAGCAAGAGGAGUUGCAGAAGACAAAGGAGCAUGCACUGAAGGCAGCGCGUAAAAUGGAGGGAGGAUGGGUUGGUGGACUGUUUGAGUGGGCUGUUCUGAUUGGUUCUCAUAGAAUAUGUUCCUUUGCAGCCUGGAGGAAGGCCCAGCUGUAUGCAGAUUGGCGCAGGGAGCACUUCCAGUCCUGGUCUGUCAUUCUGAAUCCAGACACUGCCCACCCCAUCCUCGCCAUCUCUCAGGACAGGAGGCGUGUGACCCGGAAGGAUACCACUCUGUGCCUGGAUGACCUCUUCUGUGUGUUAGGCAUGGAAGGCAUCUCCUCCGGAAGACGCUACUGGGAGGUGGAGAUAAGGAAUGGAGACAGCAGCAAGUGGACUCUGGGGGUCUGCAGGGAAGAUGUGGAGAGAAAAGGCUUUUACUCAGAGUGUCCCCAAAAGGGGUUUUGGACUGUGGGGCGGUCUAGCAGUGGAUACUGGGCCUAUAUUGACAGUGGGAGGGCUUCAUUAUCCUUUAGGCAAGCUCCCCAGUGUGUGGGGGUGUUUGUGGACUACAGCGAAGGCGACAUUUCCUUCUAUAACAUGAGUGAGAUGUCCCACAUUUUCUCCUUCCGUGAAGCUUCCUUUGCUGGGACUCUUUUCCCAUACUUCAGGCUCAAGUCCGGAGAUGUUUCAAUGAUUCUCAGCUCCUUGGAGCAUGACUCUGAGGGGGAGGAAGGGGAGGAGAAGGGAAGAAGGAGGAAGGGGAGGAAGGGGAGGAGGGGGAAGAGGAAGAAGAGGGAGAAGAAAGGGAAGAGGUUAUUUUUGCCUUCUUUGGAGGAGUCUGGGAAUCCUCCAGGGGAGGGGCUCACCCCAGGCUCUGGAGUUGUUGACUCUCCCCCAGGGGAGGAAUCCCCAUUCCUCCCUCAUCCUGGUGACAUUUUCCUCCCUUAG